Messenger RNA from Rhinolophus ferrumequinum (greater horseshoe bat), 1960 nucleotides. RefSeq names its product BCL3 transcription coactivator (gene BCL3). Lineage: Eukaryota; Metazoa; Chordata; Mammalia; Chiroptera; Rhinolophidae. The transcript has 9 exons. The record is from RefSeq and is a predicted model, not a curated record. Gene Ontology annotation, molecular function: protein binding. Bases 170 to 1534 code for a protein of 454 amino acids.
CGGGGAGGCGGGGAGGCGGGCGGUCGGCACCGCCCCGGCGGACAAAAGUCCCUUCAGUUCAGCCGGCGGCAGGGGAAGUCCCGGCUCCCAGCGCAACCUCCCUCGGUGCAGCCGAGCCGAGCCGAGCCGCGCUCCGGCCGCCCGCUCGGCCGCCGUCCCCGGCGGCCCCAUGCCCCGAUGCCCCACGGGGGCCAUGGACGAGGGGCCCGUGGACCUGCGCACCCGGCCCAAGGCCGCUCGACCCCCCGGCGCCGCGCUGCCGCUCCGCAAGCGCCCCCUGCGGGCGCCCUCCCCAGAGCCCGCCGUCCCCCGCGGCGCUGCGGGCCCCUUUGUCACCCCAGAUCCCCUACGCUGCGGCUCCGACACAACGGCGGUUCCCGCGCACCCCCACAGCCUGGCCCGGCCAGAGGCGGUCUACUACCAGGGACCUUUACUGCCCUUGUACCCCACCCCAACCAUGGGCUCCCCCUUUCCUCUGCUGAGCCUGCCUCCACCCCUGUACCCCAUGGUGUGCUCGAUGGAACACCCCCUGUCAGCCGACAUCGCCAUGGCCACCCGUGCAGAUGAGGACGGAGACACGCCACUCCACAUUGCUGUGGUGCAGGGCAAUCUGCCAGCUGUGCAUCGGUUAGUCAACCUCUUCCAGCAUGGAGGCCGGGAGCUGGAUAUCUACAACAACCUCCGGCAGACACCACUACACCUGGCUGUGAUCACGACUUUGCCAUCAGUAGUGCGGCUCUUGGUGAUGGCUGGUGCCAGCCCCAUGGCACUGGACCGCCAUGGCCAGACAGCAGCCCACCUCGCGUGUGAGCACCGCAGCCCGACCUGCCUGCGCGCCCUGCUGGACAGCGCGGCCCCCGGCACCGUGGACCUGGAGGCUCGCAAUUACGACGGACUCACUGCCCUGCACGUGGCCGUGAACACCGAGUGCCACGAAGCGGUACUGCUGUUGCUGGAGCGGGGCGCAGACAUCGAUGCGGUGGACAUUAAAAGCGGCCGCUCCCCACUCAUCCACGCCGUGGAAAACAACAGCCUAAGCAUGGUGCAACUGCUGCUGCAGCACGGCGCCAACGUGAACGCGCAGAUGUACUCCGGCAGCUCAGCUCUGCACUCAGCCUCAGGCCGCGGGCUCCUCCAGCUGGUGCGCAUGCUGGUUCGCAGCGGCGCGGACAGCGGCCUCAAGAACUGUCACAACGACACGCCACUCAUGGUGGCACGCAGCCGACGGGUCAUUGAUAUCUUGAGGGGGAAGGCCACACGGCCUGCUCUGGCAUCACAACCAGAGCCCUCCCCUGACAGGAGUGCCACGACCUCCCCUGAAAGCAGCAGCCGCCUCAGCUCCAAUGGUCUUCUGUCUGCAUCACCAUCCUCUUCGCCCUCCCAGUCUCCCCCCAAGGACCCUCCUGGAUUCCCCAUGGCCCCCCCCAAUUUCUUCCUUCCUCCCUCAUCUCCACCUGCCUUCCUGCCCUUUGCCGGGGUUCUCCGAGCCCCUGGUCGGCCGGUGCCCUCCUCCCCAGCUCCAGGAGGCAGCUGAGAGGGAUGGGGGGGCAGAUCUCAGACUAAUGAGGAGGGACCUCCCUGCCCUAUGGGGUCAAUCCUCCUGGAAACUGUGAAGACCUCACUCUGCCCCCCCCCCAGUCUUUGGAACCAAGAUUUGCACAGAGGCACAUCCAUUGUAAGCCCCGUCUUCUAAGCACAGCUAUUCCCCCAUCUCAUCCCUGGCCCAGGACUCUUACCCCUACUAUUCUCAGGCAUCAGUCUCCUACCUGGAAUUUCACCCAAAUGUUCACUUCCUUCUCCUCUUCCACAGCUGUUGGAACUGGGGAACAGCCACUCUCCUCUGCCCUCCACCCAGAUCCAUGAGGAGAGAGAGAUGGGCUGUAGUUAGGCACUGAAAAUAAUGUAAAUUAUUAGGUAUUUUGGUUAGAUUUCUUUUGUAAUAAACUAUUUUUGUACCAUA